Panicum virgatum (switchgrass) is the source of this 924-nucleotide messenger RNA. RefSeq names its product photosystem I P700 chlorophyll a apoprotein A2-like. The record is from RefSeq and is a predicted model, not a curated record. Lineage: Eukaryota; Viridiplantae; Streptophyta; Magnoliopsida; Poales; Poaceae. Gene Ontology annotation, biological process: photosynthesis. The annotation marks the transcript as partial. The transcript is spliced from 3 exons. Gene Ontology annotation, cellular component: thylakoid; membrane. Gene Ontology annotation, molecular function: nucleic acid binding.
CAUGCUGUUAAUGAGAAUAGUAAUUCGCUUUUCUUAACAAUAGGACCCGGAGAUUUCUUGGUUCACCAUGCUAUUGCUCUAGGUUUGCAUACAACUACACUAAUUUUAGUAAAGGGUGCUUUAGAUGCACGCGAUUCCAAAUUAAUGCCGGAUAAAAAAGAAUUCGGAUAUAGUUUUCCUUGCGACGGCCCUAGGCGCAGUGGUACUUUUGAUAUUUCUGCUUGGGACACAUUUUAUUUGGCAGUUUUCUGGAUGUUAAAUACCAUUGGAUGGGUUACUUUUUAUUGGCAUUGGAAACACAUAACAUUAUGGAAGGACAACGUUUCACAAUUUAAUGAAUCCUCCACUUAUUUGAUGGGAUGGUUAAAAGAUUACCUAUGGUUGAACUCUUCACAACUUAUCAAUGGAUAUAAUCCUUUUGGGAUGAAUAUUUUAUCAGUAUGGGCUUGGAUGUUCUUAUUUGGACAUCUUGUUUGGGCUACUGGAUUUAUGUUCUUAAUUUCCUAGCGUGGAUAUUGACAGGAAUUAAUCGAGACUUUAGCAUGGGCUCAUGAACGCACACCUUUGGCUAAUUUAAUUCGUAGGAGAGAUAAGCUUGUGGCUCUUUCCAUUGUGCAAGCAAGAUUGGUUGGAUUAGCCCACUUUUCCGUGGGUUAUAUUCACUUUUUGCUGCAGGGCGUGCCAGUUCCACCCAUCGGGGGUUACAAAUGGUUGUACAUGGCGAUCGACAAGUUCAAGAAGUGGCCAGAGCCAAUAGCAGUCGUGAAGGCCAACAAAAACUCGGUGCUCAAGUUCAUCAAAGACCUGGUGGCACAGUUUGGUGCUCCGAACAGAAUCAUCACCGACAACAGAACCACUACAAGAAAUCUUUUAAUCCAUGACGAAUUUUUUGUGACAUUUACGGAAGUCGUCAUAAAUAGAUAG